AUGCUUUUAAGGGUUGUCGCUGUUGCAUCUAUUCUUCUGGUGGCUAGUGGAGCGAAGUUGCCACGGCUAGUGCUAGAUGAUACGUACGUCAACCGAGUCGUUGGUGGAGAAGUAGCUAAGAAUGGAUCGGCCCCAUACCAGGUGUCGCUGCAGGUACCGGCCUGGGGUCAUAAUUGUGGUGGAUCGUUGUUGAACGAUCGGUGGGUGCUAACGGCAGCUCACUGUCUAGUCGGGAUGAAUCCCAACGACUUGCUGGUACUCGUCGGCACCAACAGCCUGAAGGAAGGAGGCGAGCUAUUGAAGGUGGACAAGCUGCUGUACCACAGCCGCUACAAUCUUCCACUGUUCUACAACGACAUUGGUCUGGUACGUCUUGCACAACCGGUAAAGUUUUCGGAUACUGUGAAAAGCAUCGAAUACUCGGAGAAGGAAGUUCCGGCUAAUGUGACAGUACGACUGACGGGCUGGGGUAAUACUGGCGAUGGGGGAACUCCUACCUUACUGCAGAGUCUUAACGUUGUCACACUGUCGAAUGAGGAUUGUAACGCGCUGGGUGGAAGUCCUGAUUAUGCUGAUGUGGGACACCUUUGUACACUGACCAAAACAGGCGAGGGUGCAUGCAAUGGCGACUCUGGUGGUCCUCUGGUGUACGAGGGAAAGCUGGUAGGAGUUGUAAACUUCGGUGUACCAUGCGCUCUUGGAUAUCCGGAUGGAUUUGCACGGGUUUCAUACUAUCAUGAAUGGGUUCGCACAACUAUGGCUAACAAUUCGUAG
Molecule: messenger RNA, 774 nt
Organism: Anopheles maculipalpis
Lineage: Eukaryota; Metazoa; Arthropoda; Insecta; Diptera; Culicidae
Product: chymotrypsin-1
Exons: 3
Coding region: 1-774 (257 amino acids)
Biological process (GO): proteolysis
Molecular function (GO): serine-type endopeptidase activity
Source: RefSeq, a predicted model, not a curated record